UUGGUUUUCACUGUUUUGUAAAUUGUAAUACAUAGAAGAAACCCUAAUACACCUAAAAAAACCCAAUCUCCAUCGAGAAACAUGAGAGGUCUCUUCCGAACUACGAGAUCAAUCGUGUCCAAUUUAUUGUUCAAUGGAACCAGCACCACCGUUGCACCGCGCAGAACAAAUCGAUCAUACAGUCUGAUCCCGAUGGUCAUAGAGAAUUCUUCUAGAGGUGAGAGAGCAUAUGAUAUCUUCUCUCGUCUUCUCAAAGAACGAAUCGUUUGCAUCAAUGGACCUAUCUCCGAUGACACUGCACAUGUCGUUGUUGCUCAGCUUCUAUUUCUUGAAUCUGAAAAUCCUUCUAAGCCCAUUCAUAUGUAUCUCAAUUCCCCUGGCGGGUCGGUAAGCGCAGGGCUUGCUAUUUACGACACUAUGCAGUACAUUCGGUCUCCGAUCAAUACCAUCUGUUUAGGUCAGGCUGCAUCCAUGGCUUCUCUGCUCUUGAGUGCGGGUGCCAAGGGUCAGAGGCGUUCUCUUCCAAAUGCUACAAUCAUGGUUCACCAGCCUUCUGGUGGAACCGGUACUUCCCAGGCAAAGGAUAUUUUGAUUUAUGCCAAGCAGAUUGGUCGAAUGUGGGAUCAGUUGAAUGAAUUGUACGUCAAGCAUACGGGCCAACCACUUGAUGUUAUUCAAAAAUAUAUAGACAGGGAUUAUUUCAUGACAGCUCAAGAGGCGAAGGAGUUUGGAAUUAUUGAUGAGGUUAUGGAUCAAAGACCUGUGACAUUAGUUUCUGAUGCUGUUGAUGGUGAAGCCAAAGAUAAAGCUUCAAAUUAGGAUUGGAGGGUAAGGUUUCUUUAAAGAAUCGUUGCUGUAUUUAAAUGUUUGUCUGCCACCUUUGACAUUUGUUGCGGUCGGUAUAAUUUUAUCAAUUGAACAUGAUCUUUGUAAGUUUUGGUUAUUAGAAGUUAGCAUUAAGCUUCAGUAUUUGUGCUCAAUUUGGUUUUAUUGGCAUAUUUUUUGCGACAGAUUUUGAGCUUUAGGUACAUUUGUCUUUAACUUCCUAAUUAUCCAUAAUAAUAUCAGCUUAUUGUUUCA
Messenger RNA from Cicer arietinum (chickpea), 1080 nucleotides. RefSeq names its product ATP-dependent Clp protease proteolytic subunit 2, mitochondrial. Gene Ontology annotation, cellular component: endopeptidase Clp complex. The record is from RefSeq and is a predicted model, not a curated record. Gene Ontology annotation, biological process: protein quality control for misfolded or incompletely synthesized proteins. Gene Ontology annotation, molecular function: ATP-dependent peptidase activity; serine-type endopeptidase activity; ATPase binding. NCBI's taxonomy places the organism in Eukaryota, Viridiplantae, Streptophyta, Magnoliopsida, Fabales, Fabaceae.